Messenger RNA from Petromyzon marinus (sea lamprey), 5034 nucleotides. It is a transcript of the gene NDUFAF7, whose product is annotated as NADH:ubiquinone oxidoreductase complex assembly factor 7. Gene Ontology annotation, molecular function: protein-arginine omega-N symmetric methyltransferase activity. Gene Ontology annotation, biological process: mitochondrial respiratory chain complex I assembly. The record is from RefSeq and is a predicted model, not a curated record. Lineage: Eukaryota; Metazoa; Chordata; Hyperoartia; Petromyzontiformes; Petromyzontidae. Gene Ontology annotation, cellular component: mitochondrion.
CUCGAAAACGAGGCGCUACGGGGGAAAAACAAGACUCGAUCACCACUCGUGUGCCCGGUUGUCAAUAGAUUUUAGUUUCGUUUGUCUUACAAACUUUAUCUCACACAUGCACACAAGCAGCACACGAACCGCAUCAUAAGCCGCACUGUUAGCGUUAACUUGAACAACAAAAAUGCAGCGAAGUUUCUGUACGCGCACACUCUCGUGAUCCAGAGAAUACGGCACGUGGCACCGCGCACAAGUGGCAAGUCGCCCGCCACGCACGCGCGCCGUGCCGAGUUCACUUCUUAUUUUUGCCCUUUUUAGUUGCGUUUUAAAUGCAUGCAGGGAGCAAACAAAGGCGAUUUAUCAUCGAUUAAGGACGAGGCAAAAUCGCAAUGAGUGCCGUCAUGCGCCGCUCGUUGUUCGACGCGCGCCGUCUCUAUCGCCGACAGCUCCGAGGCCUCGGUCUUUUGGAAACGCGGAAGGACGUCGAGAGAUUUUCAUCCACCCAUCCAGAGAGUGGCGUAGAGGUUACGCCGAUGCUGAAGCAUUUGGUAUCCAAAAUCAAGGCCACUGGACCCAUAUCGACAGCGGAAUACAUGCGAGAGGUCCUCACCAACCCCGCAAAGGGAUACUAUAUCCACCACGACAUGCUUGGAGAGCGUGGCGAUUUUGUUACAUCUCCAGAGAUCAGCCAGAUAUUUGGAGAGCUGGUGGCAGUGUGGUGCGUGAGCGAGUGGGUGGUUGCUGGGAGGCCCCCUUCUCUUCGUCUGGUGGAGCUUGGCCCAGGACGUGGCAGCCUGGCCAGUGAUAUGCUCCGGGUGGUGGAGCAGUUGAGGCAAGUUCUGGACAAAACGGAGGUGGCUCUGAACUUGGUGGAAGUGAGCUCCACAUUGAGCGAGGUCCAAGAGCAGGUUCUCAUCGGCACGACGCAAGAUCAGCAGACGAACCUGGAUUCCCACACGCAAAGGGAAUCUUCCACCUACAAACAACGUGUAACGCGGAGUGGAAUUCCAGUCUGCUGGCAUCGGAAUCUGCAAGAUGUGCCAGAAGGCUUCACUUUCUUUGUGGCACAUGAAUUCUUUGAUGCAUUGCCCAUCCAUACGUUCAAGAAAACGGAGCGCGGCUGGAGGGAGGUGAUGGUCGACAUUGAUCCGGAGUUGCCUUUUGGGUUGAGGUUUGUGAUGGCUCCGACUCCCAGCUUGGCCUCGAGUGCUCUUGUUCAGGCCGGGGAGGUGCGGGAGCACGUGGAAGUGUGCCCGGAGGCCGCGGUGCUCGUGGCGAACCUGGCCAAGCGCGUGGCCGCACACGGCGGGGGGGCGCUCAUCGCCGAUUAUGGGCACGAGGGCACCGGCACCGACACCUUCCGGGGCUUCCGUGGCCACAAACCGCACCACGUGCUUUGCGCCCCAGGGUUGGCUGACCUGACGGCCGACGUCGACUUUGCAUACCUGCGUCGCGCCGGCGAGGGCCACGAUGUGACCUGCCUGGGGCCAAUCGCCCAGCGAGAUUUUCUUCAAAACAUGGGCAUCGACCUGCGCUUGAAGAUUCUGCUGCGAAACGCGGGUGACCCGGAGACUCGGCAACGAUUGCUGGCCGGCUACGAAAUGCUGAUGAGCCCGGAGAAGAUGGGCACGCGAUUCAAGUUCUUCUCCUUGGUUCCGAGUGCACGAUUGUUACCCGGCCCGACUCAGGAAUCUACAAAGAGCCCAGCGCCACCACCCGUGCCAGGUUUCAGUGAACUCGUCAUGAAAUGACCUGCAAAAGUCCUGUUUGCAUUUGCACAUCUUCUGUAACUACCGUGUUUUACAACCAGCCCACCACUGGAUGGAGGCCUCCCUAUGACUUUCACUUAUGGAGGUUUGGCACUUAUUCGUAGCGUGGUGGUGUAUGUCUGUAAUCCUAGACUGUAGAGGUAAGUGUUCGUGGAUCACACAAACAUUGUGAAACUCCCUUGUGGACUCCCACCUAUUUAAAUGUGGACCCCACCUAUUCAGGCUGUAAGGGAUAGUGUGUUGUCAUCUUCCAUGCGUGGGGUUUCUCCGGUUGCUCUGGUUUACUCCCACAUGUAAACACUGAUUGACUGAAAAAAUCUUAACAUAUGGAGAACCGCAGAGCGUAGGCAAUUGUUGGCACUGGCUGGGCGUGUGGCUGUCUUACUUGUCACUGAUAUUAGGCAUGGCUGGGAAUCAAACUCGGGUCGCCAAGUUAAUAGCAGCACCACUUGACUCAGACUUCCCUUUAUGUGAAACCAUCAAAUAGAGUAAAACUAUAACAUUUAAAAAUGUACAGUGCAAAUGUAAAGGAGUGGAAGGUCACUUCCAAAGAUUAACAUAAGUUGCACUGCUCUGUUAUUUAUUUUAGUGUUUGAUAACGAGAACACAAAAAACCUGCUUUUAAAACCACUCGACAACUGACGUGUUAUUCUGAUUUGUUCAAACACAGUGCGUUUAAAGUUUAAAGCAGCGCACAAUCAUGUGUCCAAAGCGCAAGCCUCUGUGCAUUUUGCUAAAAUAUUCAGCAUUUCUUGAAGAAGUGCAUUUUGGUCCUCUUGCCUUAGGUCACCAUCGAAAUUAAUUUGAGUAAAUGUGACCACUUUGGACCUGGUUACCUCCAUACGACUGUUCGGGGAAUUCUGUGUUCCAACCUGCGCUAUUAUUCUCUUAUAUGAUGGGAUUUUCUCAUCAUGUACAGAUUUUAUUCAUGUCACACUUGCAUAACUUUUACCGAGGCCUCCGUUUCACGUAACUUGCAGCCUCAAAAUUUGACGGCGUUGUGAAACGUGAACUCUGGAGAAACUUAAGAAAUAAACGAGUAACAAUAAAUACUGAUCGUGUUUUUUUUAUGUGUUUGGUAGAAGAGGACUUCGAUAGAGAUAUAUUUUCAAUUGAAGCUGGAAUUGGCAUGGACUUCAUUCCUAAAUUGGCAACAACACAGGCAACAAAAUACAGCAUAGCCUAAUCCGUUUAAACUGCAAAGAGCUCAUUAUUAUAAUUCUAGUACAACUUGUGCUUAAGUACACCUAUAUAUCGAUUGUUGUGCUUCUGGUACAACUGCAUGUCAAUGCAAUGUGAUUACACCAAUGGUAUCGGGAAAACGUACACAAUUCAGGGCCAGUCUUUUUUGUACAUUAUGUUUGAAAUGUAAUUCUUUGAAUUUUUAGGCAGUUGUGUGCACGCAUGUGUACGUCACGUGGCGAGGUUGGAAUUGUUUACAGAGAACCUACGGGUACAAUCCUGAUGUUAGGCCCAACGUAUUGCCAUGUGUAGCUAAACACCACGGCGAUAAUCGUUAAUUAAAAAAAAUUGCUGAGGACAUCCGGUGUCGGAUGAGGUCUUGUGGAUGCCUGCCUCGAUAACCAUUCUAUGUAUCUCUAUCACACCACCUUUUGUGAGGGGUGUCAACGGUUUUCCCUCCCUCCCAGCAAUGUGGGGAAUUGUCGCAGUUCAGCGUCAUGAUUUGAUCGACGAAUUCAAUGUUUUGCUAUCUCGCUUUUUGUCUCGUGUGUUCAUGUCGCUUUCAUGAGCGCAUUUGUAAGGGCAGGACCACCGCACGCAAUUUUCAAAUAUCUUAGACGAUCAAUUCUUGCACGUGUGCGAUUCGAUGCCGUGUACCGUGAGCCUUCACGAACCGCGUUGACCCUGCGAUGGGGCAGCGUGGUAAUUCAAUCCCCAUGGCCAGCACGGCAUGGGGAGGGAGCCCUACAUAGUCUCAAAUUGACGAAGCUUGGAAAAAAAUUGCGAGCCUUAAGAACUGAUAUCAAUUGACGAAUCCACGCAUCACCACGCCCUCUGCUUGACACUGAUCGGUGUAACAACCAUUCACCAAGUUAUCCUGCAGGUGGCACCAAGCCAAAGCCCUCACUGUAGGGAGAAAAUGUCAAAAGCACAUUUAUCCUUGAUUUGCAAUGGCACUGCAAGCUUUAUUUUUUUUACUGGCAUCUCACACAUGAGUUUCAAAUGGCAGUAUCCAGUUCAGCAGAGGUAUGUUAAACAAGCAUCGUAAUUAAUCUCAACAGUGGUAUUGCAUCAUUUUCUUAUAAGUGUAACAAAUGAGAAAAAAACAGGAACAACUUAGCAAAGUCGAAACCUGUAGUUCGGAUGCAUCUUGUCCCACUCACCGAUGUUCAAUAGCAUGACCCACUUUCAAACAUAUUGCUUGCUUAUCACAGUAGUUUUGCUGUGAGUGGACAUUUUUUUUUAGAAAGUAGGGCAGCCAUGAUCAAUACAGGUGACAUCGUUAAUCUCAACAGUUGUGUUGCAUCUUUUGUGUGAAAAGUUAAAAAGAAAGGACUCGAAUGGCCGUUCGUGAAGUCAAAGCCCGUUUUAUGUGGCAGCUUGUCCAAUCCAACUUGUCGAUGCUCAAUAACGAUGACCUAGUUUGGAACGUAUUGCUCGAUUUUAAAUGUGUGUUGCUGCACAGCAGUGGGUAAUUCUAAGAAGGGGGACAUCUGUGAGCAAUCAUCCAGAAGUGAAAUGGUGUUGCCGUGGAGAUUUCGUGUUUGGUAUCGGACACGUUCAAGAUUAUGGACCACACACUCAAUUAUUUAAAAUCAUUAUUCAUUAAAGACAGACACGUAAUUGAGAUUUUUUUCGAUAGAUUAUUUUUUAAUGUAUUUUAAGUUCAAAUGUGGAAUGCUUUCAUCUCUGUCCAAAUUAAUUCAUUGUUCCUUAAACUCUGUCCGUGUCUCCAGAUCCAAUUUCUGUGGUUCCAUUGUAACACAGGUCUGCACUGUGAGACUGAAACAAACUUUCUCUCUCGUGAUCCAAUAUAUUGUUGCGAUUCUGGGUCACGUUUUUGUUCAAGACAUGGUUCCCGUAUUAACAUUGUUAAUGUUAUGAUCGUUAAUGGUUGGAAAGUAUCACAUGAACCUAUUACACAUGAUAUUAAUCACAAUCAUUGUUUUUCACACAAUCAAUUUGAUGCAUGUAUCGUACAUUUAAGAACAGAUUCAAUAAUAAUUCACUUAAUUGUUGAACUCUUAGUGUGCUAUAUUGUGAAUUAUUGGCUUGUGUGUGAAAAAAUAAAACAUGAAAAUGAGAAUUUAAGUUA